Molecule: messenger RNA, 3740 nt
Organism: Apodemus sylvaticus (European woodmouse)
Lineage: Eukaryota; Metazoa; Chordata; Mammalia; Rodentia; Muridae
Gene: Prkd1
Product: protein kinase D1
Exons: 19
Coding region: 269-3025 (918 amino acids)
Biological process (GO): protein phosphorylation
Molecular function (GO): protein serine/threonine kinase activity; ATP binding
Source: RefSeq, a predicted model, not a curated record
CGCCGGCCGCGCGGACCCGCCGCGGUCCCCGGAGCGGAGCGCGCCGUGGCGGCUCUAGCUGGGCGCCUCCCCCGCGCUGCCGCGCGCCCGCCCGCCCGCCGGCCCCGGCUCCGCUCGGCCAUCUUCGCCGCUCCCGCCUUCGCCAGCCCCGGCAGCGCGCCCUGUCCCCGCGCGCGGACUUUCUCGGAAAGUUUGGUGGUGCUUCUCGGCCGCCGCAAGCAGAGGCGCCACUCCCCACGUCCGCCAAACUUUGGGGCUCACUCGCGCGAUGAGCGCCCCUCCGCUGCUGCGGCCGCCCAGCCCGCUGCUGCCCGCCGCGGCCGCCGUGGCCGCCGCCGCUGCCGCGCUGGUCCCCGGCUCCGGGCCCGCGCCCUUCCCGGCGCCUGGGGCCGCCCCGGCCGGGGGCAUCUCGUUCCAUCUGCAGAUCGGCCUGAGCCGCGAGCCGGUGUUGCUCCUGCAGGACUCAUCUGGCGACUACAGCCUGGCACAUGUCCGGGAGAUGGCUUGCUCCAUUGUGGACCAGAAGUUCCCCGAAUGUGGUUUCUAUGGACUCUAUGAUAAGAUCCUGCUUUUCCGUCAUGAUCCUGCCUCUGAAAACAUCCUUCAGCUAGUGAAAAUCGCAAGCGAUAUCCAGGAGGGCGAUCUUAUUGAAGUGGUCCUGUCAGCUUCGGCCACCUUUGAGGACUUCCAGAUCAGGCCCCACGCUCUCUUUGUUCAUUCGUACAGAGCCCCAGCUUUCUGUGAUCACUGUGGAGAAAUGCUGUGGGGACUGGUCCGCCAAGGCCUUAAAUGUGAAGGAUGUGGUCUGAAUUACCAUAAGAGAUGUGCGUUUAAAAUCCCCAACAAUUGCAGUGGGGUGAGAAGGAGAAGGCUCUCAAAUGUUUCCCUCACUGGACUCGGUACUAUCCGCACAGCAUCUGCUGAGUUCUCUACCAGUGCCCCAGAUGAGCCUCUACUGUCUCCUGUGAGCCCUGGCUUUGAGCAAAAGUCUCCAUCGGAGUCAUUUAUCAGUCGUGAGAAGAGGUCAAAUUCCCAGUCGUACGUUGGACGGCCGAUUCAGCUUGACAAGCUCCUAAUGUCUAAGGUGAAGGUGCCACACACCUUUGUCAUCCACUCCUACACACGGCCCACAGUCUGCCAGUUCUGCAAGAAGCUACUCAAGGGUCUCUUCCGACAAGGCUUGCAAUGCAAAGACUGCAGAUUCAACUGUCACAAACGCUGUGCACCAAAAGUACCAAACAACUGCUUGGGUGAAGUGACCAUCAAUGGAGAAUUGCUUAGCCCUGGGGCAGAAUCUGAUGUUGUCAUGGAAGAAGGCAGUGACGACAAUGACAGCGAGAGGAACAGUGGGCUCAUGGACGACAUGGACGAGGCCAUGGUCCAGGAUACUGAGAUGGCUUUGGCGGAGGCCCAGAAUGAUGGUGCAGAGAUGCAAGAUCUAGAUGCAGACCAGGAGGACUCCAACAGAACCAUCAGCCCUUCCACGAGCAACAAUAUUCCGCUCAUGAGGGUCGUGCAGUCUGUCAAACACACCAAACGGAGGAGCAGCACGGUGAUGAAGGAAGGGUGGAUGGUCCACUACACCAGCAAGGACACACUGCGGAAAAGGCAUUACUGGAGACUGGACAGCAAGUGCAUUACACUCUUCCAAAAUGACACCGGGAGCCGGUACUAUAAGGAAAUUCCCUUAUCAGAAAUUUUAUGUCUGGAACCAGCAAAACCUUCAGCACUGACUCCUGUUGGAGCGAAUCCUCAUUGUUUUGAAAUCACUACAGCAAACGUAGUGUAUUAUGUGGGAGAAAACGUGGUCAAUCCUUCAAGCCCCCCACCAAGCAACAGUGUUCUCACCAGCGGCACCGGGACAGAUGUGGCCCGGAUGUGGGAGGUUGCCAUCCAGCACGCUCUCAUGCCCGUCAUCCCCAAGGGCUCCUCGGUCGGAUCCGGAACCAACUCGCACAAAGAUAUUUCUGUGAGCAUUUCCGUUUCAAAUUGCCAGAUUCAGGAAAAUGUGGAUAUCAGCACAGUCUAUCAAAUUUUUCCUGAUGAAGUUCUGGGUUCCGGACAGUUCGGAAUUGUUUAUGGAGGUAAACAUCGUAAAACAGGAAGAGAUGUAGCUAUUAAGAUUAUUGACAAAUUAAGAUUUCCAACAAAACAAGAAAGUCAGCUUCGUAAUGAGGUUGCAAUUUUACAGAACCUUCAUCACCCUGGUGUUGUAAAUUUGGAGUGUAUGUUUGAGACGCCUGAAAGAGUGUUUGUUGUUAUGGAAAAACUCCAUGGAGACAUGCUGGAGAUGAUCUUGUCAAGUGAAAAGGGCAGGUUGCCAGAACACAUAACGAAGUUUUUAAUUACUCAGAUACUAGUGGCUUUGCGACAUCUUCAUUUUAAAAACAUCGUUCACUGUGACCUCAAGCCAGAAAAUGUGUUGCUGGCUUCAGCCGACCCUUUCCCUCAGGUGAAACUCUGUGAUUUUGGUUUUGCCCGGAUCAUUGGAGAGAAGUCUUUCCGGAGGUCAGUGGUGGGUACCCCAGCCUACCUGGCUCCAGAGGUUCUUAGGAACAAGGGCUAUAACCGCUCCCUAGACAUGUGGUCUGUGGGGGUGAUCAUCUAUGUGAGCCUGAGUGGCACCUUCCCUUUCAAUGAAGAUGAAGAUAUCCAUGAUCAGAUCCAGAAUGCAGCCUUCAUGUAUCCGCCCAACCCUUGGAAGGAGAUUUCUCAUGAAGCCAUUGAUCUUAUCAAUAACUUGCUACAAGUGAAAAUGAGAAAACGCUACAGUGUGGAUAAAACUUUGAGUCACCCUUGGCUACAGGACUAUCAGACCUGGGUAGACUUACGAGAGCUGGAAUGCAGAAUUGGAGAACGCUAUAUUACCCACGAAAGCGAUGACUCCAGGUGGGAGCAGUAUGCAGGCGAGCAGGGCUUGCAGUACCCCGCACACCUGAUCAGUCUGAGUGCUAGUCACAGCGACGGUCCUGAGGCUGAAGAGAGAGAGAUGAAAGCCCUCAGUGAGCGUGUCAGCAUCCUCUGAUUCCGUCCCCUCUCAUCUGUCAAAACACUGUGGAAUUAAUAAAUACAUACGGUCAGGUCUAACAUUUGCCUUGAGAACUGCCGUUAUUUUCUGUCAGAUGAGAACAAAGCUGUUAAACUGUUAGCACUGUUGAUGUCUCUGAGUUGCCAAGACAAAUCAACAGAAGCAUUUGUAUUUUGUGUGACCAACUGUGUUGUAUUAACAAAAGUUCCCGGAAACACUAAACUUGUUAUUGUGAAUGAUUUAUGUUAUACUUAAUACAUUAAACCUGUCUCCACUGUGCCUUUGCAAAUCAGUGUUUUUCCUACCAGAGCCUCGUUUUGGUGAGAGCCAGCACCUAUCCAUGGCACCUUUGUGGUUGGCAUGCCCCCAUUGAUGGUGGUACUCUAAGCAAACUCUUCAGGAGUAGAUAAUCUGCCGGUGUUCUGUGAACAACUCAAAGUGCACAGUGGAUGGGGCGAGCGUGGAAGAUGCGGAGAAGGCAUCUAAGUCCUAAGGCUGACUCACAUGACAACAGUUCUGCCUUGUGGUUUCAAAUCUUCUGCCUGUCUGUUGUGCCUCAGUGUAUUUAAACUCUAGUAAGUGCACCUCAUAUGUGGAGCUGCCGCUCUAAGCCUAAAUGCCUUAGAAUGUAAACUGCUAUCCAUACCAGAUGCAUUUCUUCCUUUCUUACAAUACCAACUGUAUCACGGAAAACCAGCAACUCAGCAAAUGU